Procambarus clarkii (red swamp crayfish) is the source of this 969-nucleotide messenger RNA. Lineage: Eukaryota; Metazoa; Arthropoda; Malacostraca; Decapoda; Cambaridae. The record is from RefSeq and is a predicted model, not a curated record.
GCAUGAGUCGCUGAGUCUUAUUUCUCCCGUGUGAUGGCUUUCUCGCUCAGUGGCUUUUGAGGCGCUCGACUCGCAUAUAAUAGGCGGCUCCCUCACGCUAGUGAAGAGUGUGUUAGGCGAGUGUGAAGUGUGAGUGUGUGGACCAUGGCCCUGACCACCGCUGAACUUAGCGAGGUCACCAGUCUCUCGCUAGCCCCCGCCCACACUGUCGACUCACACCGUCGACUUUCAUUCGACGCCAAGAGCCACCGGGACUUCGAGAACGCCUUCGGCAGCGAGAGUCAGUACAGUUACCAGGAGAGCGGGCCGCAGGAGGCCAAGUACUCUCUGGAGGCCACCAAACCAGACCUCGCCACAGAGCUUAAGCGCUCCGAAGCCUCCACCAAACUGGUGUUGGAGAGAUUUGAGGGCGGCGGGGCCGGCGGCGGGUCACUUGUGGGUGUAGGGGCGGCCGCCGCCACCCUCACCGUCACCCCCACCUGCGCCUCCCACACCAUAGACGCCAUCCUAGGCCUCAGGAGCAACCUGAAGGGGGCGCCCUCCCCACCUCACCUCCACGGCCUCAACAACAACACCUCCACCAAUAACAUGAACGUGGCGUCGCCCUCUCCCACCAACAGCAGCGGCAGCGGCGGUGGCGGCAGCGGCGGCGGCGGGCGGGGCGGCAGCGGCGGCGGCGGGUGUCGGGAAGACGGCGCCGACACAGACGAUUCUACCAGCGCGACUCCGACAGAUGAGUGCGGACGAGGCCUGGGAGGCGGUGGUGGAGGCAGCGAGAGUGGACUUGCAGAGUCCCCCGGGCAGGAUCUAGCCGGAGACGCCAAGAAGAAGCAUCGCAGGAACCGGACUACCUUCACCACCUACCAACUCCAUGAGCUGGAGAGGGCCUUCGAGAAGAGCCACUACCCCGACGUCUACUCCAGAGAGGAGCUCGCUCUGAAGGUCAACCUUCCCGAAGUACGGGUACAG